Messenger RNA from Peniophora sp. CBMAI 1063, 1101 nucleotides. Lineage: Eukaryota; Fungi; Basidiomycota; Agaricomycetes; Russulales; Peniophoraceae. The record is from the annotation of a GenBank genome assembly.
AUGCCCUACAAAACCCCGACAAAGGCCAUACUCUCCGCAGAGCAACUGAAGGCGUUUGAGUCGACCUCAACGCACGCUGCGCUCAUAUCAUAUAUAGAGACACUCAACUCGGCUGUCGUAAACGUCAAGCUUACUAUGGACUGCUCCCAAUCUUCCGGAGUAGAAUUUGCGUUGAAGGCACUGGACCGAGUUGAAGAGAUCGCACGCGCCACCCCGCCCGUGGAUAACAAGGCGUCGCGUUUCGGCAAUCCUGCGUUCAAGACGUUCCACGAUCGAGUGCUAGAAGAAUCAGCGACCAUUCACGAGACGUUACCUGGCUUGCCGAAGGACGCGAUCCAGGAGGUGAAGGCGUACUUCGAAGAAUGCUGGGGUAGCCGGAGUAGAAUCGACUACGGGAGCGGGAUGGAAUUGAACUUUCUGUGUUGGAUGCUCUGCCUCGAACGUCUUGAGGUCUUCAAGGACACGGACUAUAUAGCAUUGGUGACGCGUGUAUUUUGGAGGUAUAUUCAAGUGAUGCGCUUUCUACAAUCAACGUACUGGCUGGAACCGGCUGGCUCGCAUGGUGUGUGGGGCCUAGACGACUAUCACUUUCUUCCAUUCCUCUUUGGUUCCGCCCAACUUCGAGGACAUAAGUACCUACGACCGAAGUCCAUACAUGAUGCGGAGAUCGUAGACGAGUUCGCCAAGGACUACAUGUACUUCGCCUGCAUCAAGUUUAUCAACUCGGUGAAAACGGCCUCAUUACGUUGGCACUCUCCCAUGCUGGAUGACAUUUCCGCCGUCAAAACCUGGGACAAAGUUAACGAGGGCAUGAUCAAGAUGUACCGCGCAGAAGUGCUGGGUAAACUGCCAGUCAUGCAGCACUUCCUUUUCGGGACUGUACUACCCUACGAGGGCCCACCUCCGCCUUCCACGGACGUGGAUCCCAGCGAUCCUCAUUACGGCCACGCUCAUGCACACGGCGAAGCUACUUCGACGUGGGGCGACUGCUGCGGUAUUCCGGUCCCGUCUGCAUUCGCUGCAGCACAGGCGGAGAAGGGUCGCAAUAGUGCGGCUGGGCUCGUUGCGGGACCGGGCAUCCGUCCAGUCCCAUUCGACUAA